UUAGGUAACAUACCUGGUGCUCCAUCAUGGGUUGUAGAAAGACCAUACUUGAGUAGAGACUUUAUUUCAAGUGUUGAUGACAAACAAAAGAAGUCUGGUGUAACCAUAGGUACACUUCCAGUGCCGAUGCAGGAAUUGGCUGCAGUAGAGGACUUACUCUUUCUUCUAAUGGGAGUUGAAGGGAAAUACAUAUYAGUCAAACCUCUGAAAGAUAAAUUUAGUCCAAGAACAUUUACUGUUGACAAAACCUUAGAUGUGUCUAUUAAUGAGCUGGUUCUAAGAAUUCUUCCUGUUUGCUCACAUUAUUCAACAGUAUGCAGAUUUAUUGAAGAUUUUGAUAUCCUUGAGCAGUGGAUCUACAAAGGGAUCAUCAAUGAUCCUUACUCAGAGUUUCUAGUGGCAGAACAUGGCUCAGUACAGAAAGAAAAACUCACAGAAGACUACAAUGAUGAUUAUUGGGAGCAGCGUUACACUGUUGUAAGGGAGAACAUCCCAAUAUUCUUAGAGAAGGUUGCACAGAAUAUUCUUAGUACUGGGAAAUACUUGAAUGUCAUCAGACAGUGUGGUCGUGAUGUGAGAUGUCCAGAUGCAGAAGAGAUCAUCUAUACACUAAGAGAAAGAGAGUAUGUGGACAAAAUAGAAAAGGCAUAYAACUAUGCCAGUAAGACAUUAUUGAAUGUAUUGAUGGAUGAAAAGGAACUUAUGGCCAGGCUUGGAUCUAUCAAACACUACUUCCUUAUGGACCUUGGGGACUUCUUUGUGCAGUUUAUGGACCUUGCAGAAGAUGAGAUGAGAAAAAAUAUGGAUGAUAUUGUUCCAUCUCGUCUUGAAGCACUUCUGGAGUUAGCAUUACGGACCAGUACAGCAAACAGCGAUCCGUACAAAGAUGAUCUCAGGACAGAGCUUCUACCCUAUGACCUCAUAACGCAAUUAUUCCGAAUAUUGUCUGUUGCCUACGACAGCAGAGGCACCUCAACUGCUUUUCAGCAGGAUCCAACAGAACUUCAGAUUUCAGGUCUAGAGGCUUUCUCAUUUGACUAUGACGUCAAGUGGCCUGUCUCCUUGAUAUUGAGCAAAAAGGCGCUUACAAAAUACCAAAUGCUCUUCAGACACUUGUUUUAUUCCAAGCAUGUAGAGAGACAGCUCUGCAGUGUGUGGCUUAACAACAAGAAGGCUAAACAGUUUACUCUUCAUUCUUCUCCAUGGUAUGCAGCAGCGUUUGCCUUACGACAACGCAUGCUCCACUUUGUCCAAACCUUUGAACACUACAUGAUGUUCGAGGUACURGAACCUAACUGGCACUUGAUGAAGAAAAGCCUUGAGGAGGUAACGAAUAUCGAUGGCGUGCUGGAGCAUCACAAUGAUUUCCUGGAUAGAUGUCUUAAAGACUGUAUGCUGACUAAUCCUGAUUUACUCAAGAAUGUCAGCAAGUUGUUAUUGGUCUGCGUGACAUUUACAAACUGUAUGCAACGAUUCACUCAAAGUGCAAGUGCAGAAUUUAUCAGUGAAGAGCCUGGACAGAGUCCUAUGAGCAAGAAAGGACCUCCACCUGGUGAAGAACAACAAAGAAAAACUGCUGUCAAGCUUAAAAGUCUUCAAAAACACAGUUCUAUACCAGGCUCCAUGCCGGACCUUUCUGAAGGAAGACGGAGUAAAAGAUAGCAUUAGAUGAAAUAACACUGAGGUAGUUAAGGUCUCCUAUGGUAAGGCAGAAUGGUUACUAGUAUUGGUGUUGUUUAUKCUCUUGUAUAUACUGGUAGUUGCCUCAAGCAGCUAGAUUUCUUUAGCCUCCUUUGCAGACGUUAUUAGUAUCGGUCAUACGUURACUGCGCAUGACCGAUACUAAAAACGUCUGCAAAGAAGGCUAGAUUUCUGAAGUUCAAACAAAUGUUAUGAUUUUGAGUGCACUUUGGAGCUAAUUAUUUUAAGAACUGUACGAACCCGUUAGCUGUAAAAUCCAUGAGAACUUACAGCAAGCAAGAAGCAAUUUAGUGUAUGAUUUGUGAAGCGCUUUUUAUGUACACUGCAAUGUCCAUUAUUUGUGUGGGGUUUCUCUACUCUGAUCUUUUUAGCCAAUCAGAAGAAGAGAAAAUUUUGUACCCAUAUCAUGGUCUAUGUCUAUAUUUUUCCUUUCCAUUUCUUUUCCAUUUAGAAUCCCUUUCUCUGAAUAUCUAUUUUUUUUUUACCUCCACUCACGUUCCGAUCUUCGUUUCCUGGUAKUUUACUUGUUGAAACGUUUCCACGGAAAUGAUCUCAUUCGGCGAGUCACAAUAUUCGAGAAUGCUUUAAUAUGCUAUGGUUGUUCGGUGCAUUUUGUUUUCUUUGGCUGUUUCUUAUUUUUAUUCCACAACGUCUUGUCACCCGAGUGUCCAUUUUUCCGUAAAUAUCGAUCUUGAACGAAACUGUUAAUACCUUCCUGUUUGUAAAUAACGACCAUAUCUUUUCACCAGAAAAAAGUGUAAUUUAUAUACCUUAUAAGUUAAAUGACACAAGAUUGUAACAUGAUAGUUUGUUAUAUUGAAAUAAAUGAACUGGUUUUUGGUUUUUA
This is a messenger RNA of Exaiptasia diaphana, 2548 nucleotides long. RefSeq names its product gamma-tubulin complex component 2. NCBI's taxonomy places the organism in Eukaryota, Metazoa, Cnidaria, Anthozoa, Actiniaria, Aiptasiidae. Gene Ontology annotation, biological process: cytoplasmic microtubule organization; spindle assembly; microtubule nucleation. Gene Ontology annotation, molecular function: gamma-tubulin binding; microtubule minus-end binding. The record is from RefSeq and is a predicted model, not a curated record. Gene Ontology annotation, cellular component: centrosome; spindle pole; equatorial microtubule organizing center.